AUGGGUGACAAUGUCUCGACCAGCGAUCUCGCGGAGCUCGCCAGCGCCAUUACCCGAACGGCUACCUCAAGCUUACCCUCCCUCGCCGCUGCAGGAUCCAAUAUCAACGCCACUACUAAUGUCCACAUCCCAGUUCAACCUCAGUCGACCCUCGGCAUGCUUGGAGGUCUGUUAUUCGGGCUCUUCACGAUUGUCCCGAGUCUGCUCUACUGGAUCAUCACAUUCGUGACCCUGACAUUACCGUCAUGGCUAUUCACCUUCUUAUCAACGAGUCUCACGUUUACCAUGAACAUGACGACUCUUCUACUGAUGCUGCUGGGCUUUGCCUCCACUGUGGCAUGGUUCGUACGAUAUCGAUUUCUGAAUAUGUACUCUCGGCUGCCGCCUGAGCCACAAAGGGAGGAGCCACAGAUCGAGAUCUUCCCGGACAUGCAGGAGACUGACUCCAAGCCUGGGCUGUCCAACUACUUUGAUGAGUUUCUGAGUGCGAUCAAGGUCUUUGGCUACCUCGAGAGGCCUGUGUUCCACGAGCUCACAAGGACGAUGCAGACACGGAAGCUGAUCGCGGGCGAGACGCUUCUACUAGAGGAAGAGAAGGGAUUCUGCUUAGUUGUUGAUGGUCUGGUCCAGAUCUUCGUCAAGUCAACUCGCCCAUCGGAUCAGCACGACAGUCAUGAAUCGGUGCUUACCGAUGAUGAGCAUGCAGAAGACCGAUCGAGCGGCAACCGGAGCUAUCAGCUGCUAACAGAGGUCAAGAACGGUGCGCCAAUGUCUUCGCUUUUCUCGAUACUGGCACUCUUCACAGAAACCGUGAAAUUGAGGUUUGAUGAGGAAGAUGAUGCACCGUUAGAGACAAGUCGAUCAGGACUUGACAUGAAGCAGCACACUCGCUUCCCAUUCCCUCAUCUCGAUGGAACUGCCACUCCAGAAUCAGGUGCGGAUAGCCCAUGGCAUGGAGGUCCAUCGAGGCCACAAUCUAGACAUAGACGAUUGUCCACCAUGAAGGAUCCACCGCCAUUCACCCUAGACGGCACUGCUGACACUCAGCACCUUCACCCCAGCAGUAGCAGGAGACCGAGCAUGUCAAGGCUGCACGGCAAUGGUCCACGUAGGCCUAAGAAGCAAGGCUCAGUCCAUCCAGAUAUCGUGGCUAGGGCUGCCGUGGAUACGACCAUUGCCAUCAUACCUGCAAGCGCUUUCCAUCGCAUUACGAAAAUUUACCCAAAAGCAACUGCACACAUCGUGCAAGUCAUACUGACCAGAUUACAACGAGUGACGCUUGGUACGGUACAUUCGUACUUGGGAAUGACGAGUGAGGUGCUUCGGACAGAACGACUCAUGGACACGUAUACGACAUACGAUCUUCCGGACUUUCUACGUGGCGAAGCAUUAUCACGGCUGAAAGACAAGUUCAACAAAGAUCAGGAGCGCAUAGGCUCCGAGGAGAGCAUGAAAGGCAUAGCCUUGCACAAUCCACGACUUGCACAGCGCAAACGACGUACGAGCAGUAAUUUGCGCCGUGAGACUGCUGUCAACGCACGUUUCGCAAUGCGCCAAGGGAGUAUACAGAUCAAUGAUUUUGAAGGUGAUCGUGGAACUGUAAGUGCUGGUGAUCUGCUCACGAAUAUACAUGCUGCAAGGGCAAACGGGCGGACACAGAAGACCGGAAGCUUCUCACAGCCAUACUCGGCGCCAAGACAGGUCAAUGGUCACUCGUACGCACCACAUGAACAAACCCACGAUGGCUUUAAUGUAGAUGACAGCCCUCGAGCACAUAUGCACCGACAAGAAUCAAUGGACGAAGAUAUGAUCUUUAGAGAAUCUAUCAUGGAGUGUAUGGCGAAGGCAAUCGGCCUGUCAGGUACAAAAGGUGGCCUCUUGAAUCCCACUUCUGCUGCACAGUCGCCUCGAUUAGUGUCGUUCGACCCGAAGAGACAGAGCGCAGUGUUCAACAAUGCCUUUGGCUUCAUUGACCCAUACGAAGGCUCACUGGACGAUUCAGAGUCAACCGCAUCACAAUCAGCAUAUAGCUCAGGCGGCACUGUGAACAUACUGGAAGAUCUGAAGAACGAGAUCGAGAUCGUCUACUUUCCGAAGGACUCUGUGCUUGUGGAGGAAGGUGAACGCAACCCUGGCGUGUACUAUGUCAUUGAUGGGUUCCUGGAUGUCAGUGCGUCGAUGGAAGGCGAUCAGAAUACAGAGAAUAUGCUUGGCACCCAACCAUAUGCCAGCAAGGUGGAACUCCCGGAGCUUUUGGGCCGUGGAAGUGAGAAGCGCACUUCGACCAGCAGAUCCAAGUCUACUGGUGGUGAGCAGCAGAAGCGCAAGAAGCAAUCACAGCGAAGCUUGUACCUGAUAAAGCCAGGCGGCCUUGCUGGGUACCUCGGAAGUGUCUCUUCACAUCGCUCAUCGAUAGACGUGACAGCUAAGACAGAUGUUUACGUUGGGUUUUUGCCGCGAGCUGCAAUUGACCGGAUUGUCGACCGACACCCAGUUGUGCUGCUGACCAUGGCUAAGCGUCUGACGAGCCUGCUACCAAGGCUGAUCCAGCACAUCGACUUUGCGCUCGAGUGGGUGCAAGUUGACGCGGGCCAAGCAAUCUACCACCAGGGCGAUGAGAGCGAUGCUAUCUACAUCGUGCUCAACGGUCGUUUGCGGGGCAUACAAGAGAAGCCAGAUGGCAGAAUGGAAGUCAUUGGCGAAUAUGGGCAAGGCGAUAGUGUCGGUGAGCUUGAAGUCCUUACGGAGUCAACUAGACCCGGCACCCUACACGCGAUAAGAGACACCGAGCUCGCCAAGUUCCCGAAGACGCUGUUCAAUAGUCUUGCACAGGAGCAUCCAGGCAUUACGAUUAAGGUGUCGAAGAUCAUCGCCUCGCGCAUGCGUGCUUUAAUUGAAAAUCCUAUGACCGAGCCUGCAGCCAACGAGAGUAAGCUGGCUGUAUCGAGACCAAAGGCAACUUCGAACAUGAAUCUAAGGACUGUGGCGAUUGUACCCUGUACUGCUGGCGUGCCGGUCGUGGAAUUCGGCAAUAAGCUACAAGCAGCGCUCCUCCAGAUUGGCACAGUGAACGGCGUCACAACAUUGAACCAAUCCUCGAUCCUCAAUCACCUCGGCAGACAUGCUUUCAGUCGGAUGGGAAAGCUGAAGCUGUCCCAAUAUCUUGCAGACUUGGAGGAGAAGUAUGGUCUUGUGCUGUAUGUGGCUGACACAAGCGUCAAGUCGCCUUGGACCCAGACCUGCAUCAGCCAGGCGGACUGCAUAUACCUUGUUGGCAUCGCAGAAGGCUCUCCCAACAUCGGCGAGUACGAACGCUUCCUCCUGACCACGAAGACUACUGCCCGCAAGGAGCUGGUACUCCUACAUACCGAACGCUACUGCCCACCAGGCACAACUCGAGCUUGGCUCAGAAACAGGACCUGGAUCAACGGCGGCCAUCAUCACGUCCAGAUGGCUUUCCGCAAUGCUCCCGAACCAGUCAACCCCGUGCCAAAGCGCUUCGGAAACGCCCUCAAGCAACGAGUCCAAGUCCUCCAAGCCGAGAUCCACAAAUACACCUCCCGCCGCGUCCGUCAAACGCCCCUCUACUCCGCCGAAACCCCCUUCAAAGGCGAUUUUCACCGCCUCGCCCGCCGCCUCUGCGGCAAAUCCGUUGGUCUCUGUCUCGGAGGCGGCGGCGCACGCGGUCUAGCCCACGUGGGAGUCAUUCGCGCGCUCGAAGAAGCCGGCCUACCUAUUGACAUCGUCGGCGGAACCUCCAUAGGCGCCUUCAUCGGCGCCGUCUACGCUCAAGACGCGGAUGUUGUUCCCAUGUACGGUCGGGUAAAGAAGUUCGCAGGCCGCAUGGGCAGUGUCUGGCGUUUCGCCCUCGACCUCACAUACCCUUCCGCCUCCUACACCACCGGCCACGAAUUCAACCGAGGGAUCUUCAAAACAUUCGGGGAUAGUCAGAUUGAGGAUUUCUGGCUGGAUUUCUACUGCAACAGCACGAACAUCAGUAAAUCCCGCUCCGAGAUCCACACAAGCGGAUACGUCUGGCGCUACGUCCGCGCAUCCAUGUCCUUAGCCGGUCUCCUGCCCCCCAUGUGCGACGAAGGCAACAUGCUCCUCGACGGCGGCUACACCGACAACCUCACCGUUUCGCACAUGAAAUCCCUAGGAGCCGAAAUCAUCUUCGCCGUCGACGUCGGAGCCCUAGACGACAGCACGCCGCAGAACUACGGCGACAGCCUCUCGGGUUUCUGGGCCAGUCUCAACCGCUGGAACCCCUUUUCCUCCUACCCCAACCCGCCCACUCUAGCCGAAAUCCAGGCCCGACUCGCCUACGUCAGUUCCGUGGACUCGUUGGAGAAGAGCAAGAGGGUUGCCGGGUGUAGGUAUAUGCGCCCGCCGAUCGAGGCGUAUGGGACGUUGGAGUUUGGGAAGUUCGAUGAGAUUUAUCAGGUGGGGUAUCAGUUUGGGAGGAGGUAUUUGGAGGGGUUGAGGGAGGAAGGGGUUUUGCCUGUUAUGGAGGAGACGGAGGAGAGGCGGAAUUUGCGGCGGACGAUGGCGCCGAGGAGGGCGAGUAUUUGA
This is a messenger RNA of Recurvomyces mirabilis, 4572 nucleotides long. It is a transcript of the gene NTE1, whose product is annotated as phosphatidylcholine and lysophosphatidylcholine phospholipase. Gene Ontology annotation, molecular function: phosphatidylcholine lysophospholipase A1 activity. NCBI's taxonomy places the organism in Eukaryota, Fungi, Ascomycota, Dothideomycetes, Mycosphaerellales, Teratosphaeriaceae. Gene Ontology annotation, biological process: lipid metabolic process. Gene Ontology annotation, cellular component: endoplasmic reticulum. The record is from RefSeq and is a predicted model, not a curated record. The transcript has a single exon. The coding region runs from base 1 to 4572 and encodes 1523 amino acids.